This is a messenger RNA of Coturnix japonica (Japanese quail), 1065 nucleotides long. RefSeq names its product paired like homeodomain 1 (gene PITX1). The record is from RefSeq and is a predicted model, not a curated record. Gene Ontology annotation, molecular function: DNA-binding transcription factor activity, RNA polymerase II-specific; RNA polymerase II cis-regulatory region sequence-specific DNA binding. Gene Ontology annotation, biological process: regulation of transcription by RNA polymerase II; anatomical structure morphogenesis. Lineage: Eukaryota; Metazoa; Chordata; Aves; Galliformes; Phasianidae. Gene Ontology annotation, cellular component: nucleus.
GAGGAGGAGGAGGGGCCGAGCCGCCUUCCGCACGGCUGGGAAUGAUUUUCCACCUUUCCAUUCGUUAUGAAAUAUUUUUGAUACCUCGGAGAGGCAGCCCGGCGCCCCCGCCAUGGAUUCCUUUAAAGGUGGAAUGAAUUUGGAGAGACUGCCCGAGAGCUUGAGACCCCAACCCUCCCAUGACAUGGCUUCCAGCUUCCAUUUGCAAAGAUCCUCGGAGCCCAGAGACCCGAUCGAGAACUCGGCCAGUGAAUCCUCCGACACGGAGGUGCCAGAAAAAGAGAGAAGCGGAGAGCAGAAAAACGAGGACGGGGCCGCCGACGACCCGGCAAAGAAGAAGAAGCAGCGGAGACAGCGGACCCACUUCACCAGCCAGCAGCUGCAGGAACUCGAGGCCACUUUCCAGCGGAACCGCUACCCCGACAUGAGCAUGAGGGAGGAGAUCGCCGUGUGGACGAACCUCACCGAGCCCCGAGUCCGGGUUUGGUUCAAGAACCGCCGAGCCAAGUGGAGAAAGCGGGAGCGGAACCAGCAGAUGGACCUGUGCAAGAACGGCUACGUGCCGCAGUUCAGCGGGCUGAUGCAGCCCUACGACGACAUGUACGCCGGGUACCCCUACAACAACUGGGCCACCAAAAGCCUCACCCCGGCGCCGCUCUCCACCAAGAGCUUCACCUUCUUCAACUCCAUGAGCCCCCUCUCCUCGCAGUCCAUGUUCUCGGCUCCCAGCAGCAUCUCCUCCAUGAACAUGCCCUCCGGGAUGGGCCACUCGGCCGUGCCGGGCAUGGCCAACUCCGGCCUCAACAACAUCAACAACAUCAGCGGCUCCUCGCUCAACUCGGCCAUGUCGUCACCCGCUUGUCCCUAUGGGCCGCCGGGCUCUCCCUACAGCGUGUACCGGGACACUUGUAACUCGAGCUUGGCCAGCCUGAGACUCAAAGCCAAGCAGCACUCCAGCUUUGGUUACGCCAGUGUGCAGAGCCCCGGCUCCAGCCUAAACGCCUGUCAGUACAACAGUUGACGGACUUGACACGAACCACCUCCGACGAACAGCGCCGACAAAGC